Molecule: messenger RNA, 748 nt
Organism: Dentiscutata erythropus
Lineage: Eukaryota; Fungi; Glomeromycota; Glomeromycetes; Diversisporales; Gigasporaceae
Source: the annotation of a GenBank genome assembly
UGCAAACAUUCUCACUGUUCAUACUCAAAAUAUUCAACUCACAAAUUAUAAUAAUAAUGACUGUGAAUCCAUUCCAAUUCCUAUAAUAAUUUUCUGCGGUUCCUCAACACCACGUCUUUUUUCUCAGCUAAAUUCGUCAAUUCCGACUUCUCCACGAAUGCCCACAACUCCUUCAAUACUACCACUUACACCCACACCACUUCCUAUAUACUCUAAAAUACAUACUAUAACCUUUGAAUCAAACAUUGAAUCUCCAUGUAUUCUUCCAAAUUCAACAAUGGAUAUUGUUACUAGUCUCAAUAAUAGUGGUAAAUACUUAAUGGUCGCAACUAAUGAUGAAAAUGGUAGAAUUAUCAUAUUUAAAACAUUUAAUACAAUCAAUUGUAGCAUUGAUAACCAACAAAAUGAUAUUAACAAGAAUGAAGAUAUUAUGUCUUCAAUAUUGAUCCAAUUAGCAAACUUUUAUGACAUACCUUCACCAGAAUCAUUAGUUGAAAAAUUAAAAGGUCAUGUUAAAAAUAAUGGUGAUUCAAAAAUUAGUAAUUCAAAAUCUGAUAAUGAUAAAUUAAGUGGUCACUCCGAUGUUGUGCAUGAAAUGUGGUAUGAUGAAGAAAGAGAUUUGUUGAUUACUUGUGGUUUUAAUAAAUACGUGAAAAUUUGGGGAAGUGAUGAAUUAUGCAGAGAAUUGAUGAAAGACUUGAAAGAAGAAGGAGAGAAAAAGAGGAAUCAAAAGUUUUGUCGCUUAUAA